Messenger RNA from Sinocyclocheilus rhinocerous, 4795 nucleotides. Its product is annotated as protein cramped-like. The transcript has 20 exons. Gene Ontology annotation, biological process: pattern specification process. Gene Ontology annotation, cellular component: nucleus. Gene Ontology annotation, molecular function: chromatin binding. The record is from RefSeq and is a predicted model, not a curated record. NCBI's taxonomy places the organism in Eukaryota, Metazoa, Chordata, Actinopteri, Cypriniformes, Cyprinidae. Bases 381 to 3776 code for a protein of 1131 amino acids.
AAUCAGCUUCUGCCCUGAAAGUUAUGAUGACGUAGAAGGAGUAAGCAAAGUCCAGAGGGAGAACAGCGGCUGCGUGUGCGUGCAUAGGUUUGAAUUGACCGAAAUGCCUCAAAACGCAGAUCUGGAUUCAAACUUAGCGUCAUCGUGUGUCGUUUUAUCAUGAACAUAGGCUAAAUGACAGGUGUGCUUGUUGUUGUGAUAAAACUAGUGAGUUUAUGAGUCAGAGUUGCUGUGGCUACGAGAAGCUCCCAGUUGCGCUGCGCGGAGUUGAACCCCAGUAGGAGCAGCAGCAGCCAGGAGAGGACGACUUUGCCUGACCUCGUUUGCGCUUCGAAUAUGUUCAAAUUCGUCAAGUUUUGCUCUCGAAAAUCUUCGAACUCAUGGUGAAGAGAAAGAAGACGCCGUCUGCUUCCGAAGAGCUCGAGAAUGGGAUGACAGUGGGCCAAGGGGGCGGUUCGGGAGUCGAGGGGCCGAGCAAACCGGACCGAAAGCCCGAAGGAGGCGAGGAUGGAGAGAGCGCAGAUCAGGCGAGCGAGGAGACGAGUACAAAGAGAGUCGGAGAGGAAACACUUAAUCCAUCAAGCGCGGCCAGCCCCGGUUCGGCUCCGACUCUUUCCAGCCAAACAUCAAGCCCACCCGGAGCCCAGGUGAACCCGACAGCGCUUUCCCCAGUCCUGGCCGCCCCGAGCAACCAGGACCAGCAUCAUUUUCUCCGCUCCAGCGUGCGACCUCCGAGCAAGCGGAUACGGAAAGAUGCCUCGUCCCCGGCGCUGAACGGUCACGGCGCUGCGAAAGCGAAAGGUGCAGAAGCAGGUCCCUCUGUGUGUGUGACAGCCACUGCAGGUUCAGCCGGGAGCUCUGGGGCAGGUGGGACAUCCAGAUCGGCCCCAAAGGGCCAGGGUCCUGCAGAGAAGGAGGAAGGGGGGAGUCAGAAACGAGUGCGCAGACAGUGGGAGUCUUGGAGCACUGAGGACAAAAACAGUUUCUUUGAAGGACUUUAUGAGCAUGGGAAGGAUUUUGAAGCUAUUCAGAACAAUAUAGCUCUUAAAUAUAAGAAGAAGGGUAAACCGGCAAGUAUGGUGAAGAACAAGGAGCAGGUGCGGCAUUUCUACUACAGGACCUGGCACAAGAUCUCUAAACACAUUGAUUUCAACAACGUGUAUUCACGUGUGCUGAAAAAGUCCUCUCAGGAGCUCUAUGGCCUCAUCUGUUAUGCUGAACUCAGGAAGAAGGUUGGAGGCUUGAUGGAUGACAAAAAUGUGGCCAAACUAAAUGAGCUUAUCCAACAGGGGGCCACCACAGUACGUUCCAAAGGCAGAAAUCUGAGGAUCAAAGCUCCCAUGUGCCGCGCACUGAAGAAACUCUGCGACCCAGAUGGUGUGAGUGAUGAGGAGGAUCAGAAGCCUGUGCGUUUACCGUUGAAGGUGGCUGUAGAACUUCAACCCCGGAGCAACCACUCCUGGGCUCGGGUUCAGAGUCUAGCCCAUAAUCCUCGGCUCAGGAUGGUCGUGGAGUUGCACCGGAAGGUCUCCACUCUCAUUGAAUUCCUGAAGCAAAAGUGGGCUGUCCAGGAUCAACGAAUUCGUAAGAGUCUUGCAGAACGAGAAGCUCUGGACGGCCUGGCCCAGUCUAGCGAGUCGGAGGACCUGUUCCUGUUUCCUGCAGAGAACAGCACAGUUACUACUUUGCCAGGCGUGGCUCGUGUUGUGCACUCAAAAGCUUCCUGCACGGUACACUGGCAGGAGAGUGGGCGUGGCCGGACAGGUAUUAGGGACUUGCCCGCAGCUCACAUUUUGGGAAUUCAGCCUGCAAGAGGAAAAUCAGGCAAGUAUGGUCCGGUGGGAGGAGACCUGAAAAAAAGCGACGGGCAUCCUGUUGACGGUCCUGAUAGCGGCACUUCAGCUCCAGUGUUGGAGACCAAUGUAAACCCAAACCUGAGCUCUACCUCUCCAGUCAGUCCAACCCUCGCUCCAUCACUCCCCAAUGGACCGGAGGGGAAUGCGGUGGGGACUCUGGAGCAAGAAGCAGUGAGUCAGACUCAGACUGAUGCUAGCGGGCGCGACAAAGAGACUGUGACUCAGGGAGACCCCGCCCCAAUCGAGGGCCGGACUGAGGAGCCUGGAACGGCAGGAGGGGUUGCAUCAGAAAAAGCAGCACCACCACAAUCAGAACCUCAAGGGCGCAGUGAGGAAGUGAGUGGGACUGGACGAUCUCCUCAACAAAUCCAAAACGAAGGUUGGAGCUCACAGGGCUUUGAGAAUGUGACACUGGCAGAAGUCUACCUCAUGCUGGGCAAGCCUGGGAAACUACAGCUGGAGUAUGAAUGGCAGCCUAAACCCCAACCCUCAGCUCUGCCCACCACUCAAAGUGUGCUUCGGUGUCUCCUGAGACUUGUGUCAUCAGAGGUCAACCCCAAACCAACCCCGGAGGUGUGUUCAGUGGGCACUUCACCUUUGAAAUCAGGUCAAGAGGAAUCAUCAGUGACUCCUCCAGGCAGAGCUCCAGCUGGGGCGACCCGUAGUCCUAGCUGGGGUCGACAGCAACAUGCAGCACGCUCAAAAAUACUUCUGAAUAAUGCAGUCAUCACAGGUGGGAGAAACCUGCCGCGUUCUCUGCUGGCCUCCGGAGGUGACAGCGAAGGGUUUGCUGUCCCGACGACCCUGCCUCCUAACAGCUCCCGCCAGUUGCGGAUGUUCUCACCUAAUAAGGAGGCGGAGCUAGCCUUUCGCCAGCAGCUGGACUCCAUCAGUUCAGAUAUAUUUUCAAAGCAGCGGAAAAUAGGGAGGGGGCGUCCACUAAGGAAACCUCUCGUGGUUCAGAGAACCCUGCUGCCACGAACAACUGGAGACACUUCGCCUCAUGUUUGCUCCUUCUCUAUUCUCUCCAAUUCAUCUGCUACAGGAACUGGUUCGUUUCGUCCAAUACAAACUCGUCUCGCUCCAUCGAACCGCCAACUUUCCUCAAAAGCUUCGUCCACUACAGCCAGUUCUGCACCCACUACUCAGCUGUCCAGUGCAAUUGACCUGGCUGCAAAAUCUGCAGGCAUUAUCCCUGGCAGCCCCCGUCGGGAAGUGGAGGCCCCUAGUGUAGAUAAGGCCAUUGUGGAGUCUGAGGAGGCCAUGGACUCUGCACCUGAGCUAGAGCCAGAUCUGCUUGAUCAGGAGCCUUCUGAGGAAUCCCUGCAGAACGGUGUCUCUCCACCAUCUCCAGGGGGCGGGGACUCCCUCUUGGCUCCUCCCAGUGUUGCUUCCCUAUUGGAUAUCUCUCUUCCGGGACCCCCAGAGGAGUCUUUACCUUCUGGAGAGCCACAAACUCAAAUCAGCGACUCUAUUAUUGAGCUCGCCAUCAACUCGCACUAUGGUGAUGGAUCAUUGCUCUCACCUCCUAAACUCAAUGGGAGUGAUAGAUCUAAGCUCCUUCCCUCUUCAUGUGACAGCUGGAUGCCGUCCCCCACACACGACCCUCAGUGGUACCCCAGUGACUCUACCGAUUCAAGUCUCGGCUGCCUGCUCUCAAGUCUGGCAUCUCCUGAUAAUAAGACAAGAAGGACAGCCCUUCCCCCUUCGAGUAGCACAGCCUUACUUGGACCCAGUUUACUGGACAGCAACUCCCACGAUUGUUUUCAGUCCCGCGGCCUGCCGGAUGUAGCUGAGGUGGAUACCCAGCUGGCCUGUAUGAUGAGCGAGAGCAGCGUUGACUACAUCGCCCGCUUCAAUGACCUCGCACAGGAGCUCUCUGUCACAGAACCGACCCUCCCACCUCGUCCAGAGGACUGAUGCUGGAGGCGGUGUCUGUCACUGUUCUGCCCCUUUUCGUAUUGGACAGAAGAAUGUUAGCUGGAGUGCAGUUCAGCUGUAGGAAGUGCAAUAGACUGGCAGGGUCCACAACAGCAUUUGGGCUCUAAUGUGUGCGUGUGAGAGCGAUUGUGUAUGUGUGUGUUGAUUAUUCUGUGGCUGUUGUCUUAUGAACCACACCCAGGACACUUAAACAAAAAAUAAAUAAAUAAAUAAAAACACUCCAGUUUACAGCCAAAACAAGACCUGCCAUAUCUGAACAAAUACCGUCUUCUCAUCUGUAUAUCUAUCUCUAAUGUCUUUGUCUCACUUUUGUGUGUGUGCAUGUGCAUGCAUCUGUAAGUGGAGCCGCGGAUUGCAUGUGUUUUGUCUUUGUGAUGUCUUUCUAUUGUACACAACAUUUGUGCAAAACCCUCUAAAGCCAUAGGAGUGCGUCUGCGCACACCCUCUGUUUAUGAGACCUCCGAUUCUGAUUGGUUUAUUUUCAUCUGAACGUUUUAGGUUGGUGAAAGCCACACUACUGAAAGAGACAAGGGCUUCUUUUUGUGAGAUUAUUACGUGGACUGAAUAUCUAACCACACUAAACAAAAUUACUGAUGCAAAUGCAGUGUAGUUGCAUCAAAAGUGAGAUUAAACAUAUUACGCUAUUUUUCCCCAAAACACUAGGACUUUUGUUUCCUGAUGAAUUAAUAUGAAGCCACUAAUUUGUAGAUUCUAAAACUGAGUUUUCUUAUGUGAGACUUUCUCUGUGUGGGUGGGUGUACAUAUACAAGUGUUUGCACAGAUGUAAAUAGACAAUAACAGUCCCUAGUAUUUACAGCUUUUGUAACAUAUUGUAAAUUAUUGUCAUUUGGAUUUAUUUAUUGAUAACUCACUGAAACAGUGUUUUUUUGUUUAUAACAUGCCACAUGCAGGCAUUUAGGAGCUCCUCUCCACUGUUUUAAAGAAUUCUGUGUUGUUAAAAGGGGAUUUUAAUCCCAAUGUGUAUAAAUACAACUACA